This is a messenger RNA of Engraulis encrasicolus (European anchovy), 6325 nucleotides long. RefSeq names its product Rho GTPase activating protein 32a (gene arhgap32a). Lineage: Eukaryota; Metazoa; Chordata; Actinopteri; Clupeiformes; Engraulidae. Gene Ontology annotation, biological process: small GTPase-mediated signal transduction. Gene Ontology annotation, molecular function: protein binding; GTPase activator activity; phosphatidylinositol binding. The coding region runs from base 314 to 6325 and encodes 2003 amino acids. Gene Ontology annotation, cellular component: Golgi apparatus; fibrillar center; cell cortex. The transcript is spliced from 22 exons. The record is from RefSeq and is a predicted model, not a curated record.
GGCUGGAGUACGGGAGAGUUUUGGGCUGUCGUAACCUGUAAUGUCCGGGGUUGGUCCGAUUCCCUACUGGUGGCGGUAACUUUUUUUUGGCAUGCGUCCUGACACCGUCGGCCAUCCCGAGGAAUGCCAACGCCGUCCGACCGCCAUCGCACUCCCCAGCCGCGUCCAGGAGGCGUUAACGGCGGAGCAGUAACGCGUGUCCUUCAGAAAACAGAGAGCCAUCCCCAGCGCCACCCUCAUCAUCAGCAACAGCAGCGGUGGGUGUUGUGAGUGUGUGAGAGAGGCGGGCCCGGCCGGGCAGAGCUGAGUGAGGAUGGAGGCCGGGGGCCGCGUGGCCACAGUAGGAGCAUCUGCUGCCAUAGAGACCGCCGCCGCCAGUGCCACCGCCAUCGCCAACACCGCCACGUCCCCGUCCCCGUCCCAAUCUCCGUCCUUGCUGUCACGCUCCGCCUCUGUGUCCGCCUCGCUGUCUGCGUCCGCGUCAGUGUCCGUGGCGGCGUCCGCGUCUGCGGCUCUGCUGUCUGCCGCGCUGUCGGAUCGCGACUCAUCCUGCGGUUAUGAGGCGGCUGCUGAGGGGGAGCUGUUGUCCUGUGUCCUCCAAUCAGGAGAGGAGGAGGACGGGAGGCACCGCCCCCACGACAGGCUCAACUUGGAGGACGCUGCUAUGGCCGGCAGUGCUGAUGCCCCAGAGCAAGAGUCUCUGCGCUCCUGUGUUAGCACGGCUAGCAUGAAGGUCAAGAACAUCAAGAAGCUGUCCUUCCCCAAAGGCCAUUUUCCCCGUCUGGCGGAGUGUGCUCAUUUCCACUACGAGAACGUGGACUUCGGCUCUAUCCAGUUAUCUCUGAGUGAGGAGCAGUGUGAGCCGGCCAUUCCUGGUGGUGAUCCUAAGGAUGUGGUGUACCUAGUGCAGAUCUCAUGUCAGGGCCACAGCUGGUUGUUGCGUCGCUCCUAUGAGGACUUCCGCGUGCUGGAUAAGCAUCUGCAUCUGUGCAUCUAUGACCGCCGCUUCUCCCAGCUCGCUGAGCUGCCCCGCACAGAACACCUCAAGGACAAGGCCGAGACUGUGCCCCAGAUGUUGACGGCGUACCUCACGCGCCUGUCGGCCAUCGCCGACAACAAGAUCAACUGUGGCCCCGCCCUCACCUGGAUGGAGAUUGACAACAAGGGGAACCACCUGCUGGUGCGAGACGAGUCGUCCAUUAACGUCCCGGCCAUCGCAGCUGCUCACGUCGUCAAGAGAUACAUCGCACAGGCAGCAGAUGAACUCUCUUUUGAGGUUGGCGACAUUGUCUCUGUGAUAGACAUGCCCCCAAAGGAGGACACUGGUUGGUGGAGAGGAAAACAUGGAUUUCAGGUUGGCUUCUUCCCCUGUGACUGUGUGGAGUUGAUCAGUGAGAAGAUCCCUGCCUCUGUUGGUCCAGCCAUCACCAAACCUGUGUCUAAGAAGCAUGGCAAGCUGAUAACGUUCCUGCGAAGCUUCAUGAAGUCGCGUCCCAGCAAACAGAAGCUGAAGCAGAGAGGCAUCUUCAGGGAGCGGGUGUUUGGAUGCGACCUGGGAGAGUACCUGCUUAACUCUGGAACCGAGGUGCCCCAGGUUAUCCGCAGUGCUACUGAGUUCAUUGAGAAGCACGGGGUAGUGGACGGUAUCUACCGACUCUCUGGCAUCGCCUCCAACAUCCAGAAACUCAGGCAUGACUUUGACUCGGAGCACAUCCCUGACCUGACCAAGGACAUCUACAUCCAGGACAUCCACUCGGUGGGCUCGCUCUGCAAGCUCUACUUCAGGGAGCUGCCCAACCCACUACUCACCUACCAGCUCUACGACAAGUUCUCCGAUGCAGUGUCUGCGGCCACGGACGAGGAGAGGCUGGUGAAGAUCCAUGACGUCAUCCAGCAGCUGCCUCCUCCGCACUACAGGACUCUUGAGUUUCUGAUGAGGCACCUGGCUCGUCUGGCAACGUUAAGCUAUAUCACCAACAUGCACAGCAAGAACCUGGCCAUCGUAUGGGCACCCAACCUGCUCAGGUCGAGGCAGAUCGAGUCGGCCUGCUUCAGUGGCACGUCGGCCUUCAUGGAAGUGCGAAUCCAGUCGGUGGUGGUGGAGUUCAUCCUCAACCACGUGGAGGUGCUCUUCAGCUCAAAACUCAACUCCCUCAUCAGGGAGGGCUCAGGUCACGGGACGUUGGCGCGGCCCAAGUCCUUGCUGGUGUGCUCCCCCUCCACCAAGCUGCUGUCCCUGGAGGAGGCCCAGGCACGCAUCUCCCCCAGCAGCCCCCACAGCAAGUACAUCGAGGUGGGGGAGGGACCCAGCGCCCUGCAGGGACGCUUCCAUACCGUCAUUGACUUCCCUGCCGAGAGGAAGAAGGCUCCUGUCAAGUCUAAGAAGUCUCCGAUUGGCGGCUGGCGAAACUUCUUCCAUCGCGGCCGCUCGUCCUCCACAGCCUCCAAACGCAAACUGCACCGCCACCCCAGUGAACCCAACCAGAUCAAGACCAUGGCACUACCAGGUGGAAGGGGUGAUUCUGGAACUCUCCGCUCUGCUAAAAGUGAAGAGUCUCUAUCCUCUCACAACUUUGAAGUUGGCGACCCAAAGCUGCCCCACCCGCGACGUCCCGUGUCCAUCAGCGAGGCGCUGUCCACCUCCUUCAACGAGGAGCUCCUGGAGAGCCAGGCCCAGAGCGGCGCCGCGCACCACAAGAGCGACCCCACCCACCAGCGCCUCGCCCCCACCGCUCACCACCACAAGAGCGCCUCCGUCACUUCCUGCGUCCCGGCGCUCAUCUCCCCUCCUCGACACGACCUCAACGACGACGCUGCCGUCGACAGUCGUCAUGGCCGCCGACCCCUCAGCUCCGACCUCGGACACCUCACUGACUUUGACCCCAUGGCCUUCCAGGCGAGUGGCGGUGGUGGUGCCGUUGCUGCCGCCGCCGCCGCUGCUGUUGCUGCCGCGCCUCUUCCUGGCCCCUCCUCCUCCUCCCACGCACACACCCACGCCGAGGUCAGGAAGCAACCAACCGAAGCCAGUAGUACUAAUAAUAACAAGGCCACUUGUCGUGGCAACGCGUCAGAAGUGGAUGGCAAGAAGAGAGUGUCACCAGUUGACAAAAUGGCCACCGUCGCGGCCAUCGCUGCAGCUACCUCACCGGUCUUGCCGGAGGACGUACAGGGGGCCGUCCAAGUCCAAGUGAAGCAGAAGAAGGAGAAGAAAGAUGGAGACGCAAAGAUUGAAAAGAAGGUGGUCAUUUUGGACAAUAACGAGCCCUCCUCCUCCACCAUUUCCGCAACCACGCCCCCUGCUGCUGUUCCUGAAGAGGUGCAGACAGCCCCAGCUGAGCCUAAUGUGAUCCCCGAACCCAAACCUGAAAGGCAGGCGCCCGUGGCCGUCAUGGACUCUGUGUCUUCCACGCCCCUCACGUCUUCCCCCUCCAUGAGAAGUGAGGCGCUUCCCACCAGCGAGGCGGCGGCUCCUCCCAACGCCAGCAGGGCCGGGUCCAAACGCAGCGGGUCCUGCAGUGGCGACUGCAGAGCGGCAGCCAUGGAGCCCAAGCAGAACCGGCCCGACCCAGGCGCCCUGACGUUGGACUGCACUCCGGGCCUGGUGAGUGCCGACUCUCUGAUCUCCCCUCAGCCUCCGGGCAAGAACGCCGCACGCAUGCUGGCUCUCGCACUGGCAGAAUCCGCACAGCAGGUGGCGCUGCACACCCAGAGAGGAGGAGGCGGCCCGCUGCAGAGCCCUUCUUCCCCCAGCGCAAAGCUACCCAUGCUCAGCCCCGUCGGCCCCCACCACGACUGGCCCCCCCACUCGCCGCCCCAGGCCACCACCCCGACGGCUGACCCCAACGACCCCCUGCCCUCGCACGCCUCCCGCUCCGCCGGGGUCAACAUGGCCGACGCCGUGCCCCCUCCUCCGAGAGGUCUGGGAAGGCCGAGUGCGGCCGAGGAGCACCAGUCAGUGGCUCCGGUGAAGCCGGUUCGUGUGUGUGGCGCCUGUGGGGGUGAGGAGAGAGAGCUAGGGAUGAGGGGAGGGGGGGCGGCGCACGUUGGACCCCGAGUCUGCCAAUGUGUAACCUCAUCGGCCCCCCCUCAGCAAAGACCCCGCGCCAGCUCAGCCUCAGUGUCCGUGUCCGUGGGUACCUCGACUCCGGCGCAACAAGACCUGCCUGAGAGGAGGGGGAGGGGGAACCCUAAUGUAGGGGUGGGGAUGGUGUCCGAGCAACAGGUGUACGGCAGUCCAAAACCGUUACAACACCCGCCCCACCACCAGCCCAAACCGCUGCCCCCGACCCCCCCGCGCCGCACGGCCGAGAGCCGCCUCGCCACCGCCGCCCUGCAGAACCGCGAGGCCGUCAACGCGUCCAACUUCCGCACGGUGCUGGCGGAGGCUUCGGCGCCGUCUUCGCUCAAGGAGGUCUUCCCUCCUCAUCCCUCCUCUUCGCACCCCCAUUCUUCCUCCUCCUCCUCCUACCCCCUCAGCCCCGAGGAGGACCCCUACGGCCCCCCUCCUCACUCACGGGGGGUCCCUCGCAGCAGCAGCAGGGGUCCCGCACCCCCGGCAUUCCCCGCUCCGCAGCCUGAAAGCCUGCCCUUAGAUUUAGGCAGGCAUAAGGUGGGACGCCACCACCACCACCACCACCACCACCCCAAACACGCCUACGAGACCCACUACGGCACUCUGGGCCCCCGGUCGUUGCACCAGUCCAUCAAAUACAAGGACGCGUACCGGGACGAGCACUCGUCGUCCAACGCGGCACACUUCCGUCGCUCGGGCCAGUGGUACGCGCCCCUGGAAGGCGCGCUGGUGUACCCCACCAUCCGCCGGGUGCGCUCCCUGCACGCCCCUCCCGAGGACCGGCCUUUCUUCUUCCAGAACCACCCCCCGCCGCCUCCUCCUCCUCCUCCUCAGUCCUCGUACGGCACGAGGAAGGGCCCGCCCCACCACGCCGCCGAGAUCCACCAGGUGCAGCCGUACUUUGAGAACGGCAAGGUGCAGUACCGCUACAACCCGUACUCCGACCCUUCUUACGGGGACCUGGAAGGUCAUAGGUCGUCGUCGUCACGGCAGUACAGCCAGAGCCACGCGUACACCAUCCGCCGCGUGCCCGUACCUGGCCCCGGCCAUGGCCACGCUGCGCCCCCUCCCCUGAAGAUGAGGUGCGCCCCGCCCGGCUGCUACCCGAACCCCUUGAGCCACGUCAUGCCGGAGAAGGACUACGCCUACCAGAGCCACGACGCCUGUCAUGUGCCCAGCCGCAAGGAGGACCCAUCGCUCAACCCCCACGUGUGGAGCUCCGAGCCCCCUGACCCCCGGCACUUCCACCAGGCCACGUUGCGCCGGGACGGGAGGUCAAGAAGGAAGCCCCAGGGCCACCCGUCAGGUCAGCAUCCCCAGCCACAGCAGCAGCCGUACGUGGGGGUCAGCCCGGUGCGGUCCAAAGGCGAGGGCGGCGGAGGUGGCAGGCGCGAGUCCCGGCACGUGCGCCAUCGCUCCGACUCGGGUCGCGACCUGCUGAUCUCCACGGAGGAGCCCGGCGGCCAUUUCAAGGUCACCAUGGUGACCCAGAGCUCUCCGGAGCAGCUGUUCUCCGAGGGCGAGUCUUCCCAGCCGGAGCCGGGGCUAGGGCGCAAGGGCGAGGGGCUGGGCGCCCGGGAGACCCUGAUGCUCAAGCAGACAGGAAGCUACAGGAACUCCCAGCACAUGCAGGAGGGCCGACCGUUACCGCCGCACCUUUCCUUACACAAGGAGUACAGCUGCCCCGACUUCAAGCAUAGCGAUGGCGGAGGAGGAGGAGGAGGAGGAGGAGGAGGAGGAGGAGGAGGGUCUAGCCGCGUCCGCGAGCCGGACCGGGUUCUCUACCGGACCCUGAGUAGCCGCUACCCCGACGAGGACUACUAUUACUCUCGCGGGGGGGCCAGGGCCCCCGCUCCCGCUCCACGCCACGAGCGCUCGCAGAGCAGCAAGAGCCUCAUGCAGCAGGCCCAGGACCGCGACCGCAAGAUGGAGGCCGACCCCUGGGGGGCGCAGCACUACCCUCCGCCGCCACAUCAGCCACAUCAGCAACAUCAGCCACAUCAGCAACAUCAGCCACAUCAGCAACAUCAGCCACAGCCCAUGGGGCGCAGCCACAGCUUCCUGGCUUCGCGCUACGACAGCAUGGAGGGCUACGUGCCUGUCACGCAGCCCCGCACCCCCAAGUCGGGGGGCUCCUUCCCCAACCACGGCUGCAUGCCCCCCAGCAGCCACAGACUGUACUCCACGGCGCUGGGACAGGGAGGGUACCUCCAGGGACAGACCAGGCCUGAGGCCGAGGUCUAUGUGGAGUGA